Myzus persicae (green peach aphid) is the source of this 1209-nucleotide messenger RNA. RefSeq lists its product as uncharacterized. The coding region runs from base 1 to 1209 and encodes 402 amino acids. NCBI's taxonomy places the organism in Eukaryota, Metazoa, Arthropoda, Insecta, Hemiptera, Aphididae. Gene Ontology annotation, molecular function: nucleic acid binding. The record is from RefSeq and is a predicted model, not a curated record. The transcript has a single exon.
AUGAUUACACAUCUGUCACAAUCCACGGGCAUAAGUUGUCAGACAAUCAGCAAAACUAUUGCCGAAUACAAUAAAACGAAAACUGUUAGUUAUCUAAACAAAAGGAGCUCUAGGACAUCUCUCUUUUGUAAUAUCGACGAUUUAGAUCAUAAUGAAUUACGAAAAAAGGUCCAUUCUAUUUGGUUGCGUCGUGAACUACCGACUUUUGACAAAAUAUUAGUUGAAGUGAACCAAGAUCUAUCGCUUCCUAACUUCAAAAGUUCAGGUAUGUACAAUAUCAUUGAAAAACUGGAUUUCAUAUUCACUAAAAUAAAAAAGUGCAGUGUGUUGACUGAGAGGGAAGACUUGAUUGCAUGGCGUCGCAACUACUUAUACGACAUCCGAAAAUAUCGGGAGGAAGGUCGAUCAAUCUACUAUUUAGACGAGGUCUGGUUAAACUUCUCUGAUUGUGUGGACCGCACGAGUAUCAACAAAACAGUUCAUUCCAAACAUGAUGCGUUUGACAAAGGUUUUGCGUUUGGCCUGGGAAAACGAUUGAUUAUGAUACACAUUGGUUCAGACAAAGGAUUUUUGCCAGAAGGGCUAUUUAUAUGUUUCGAGUCCAAAAAACAAAACGUCGAUUACCGUAAUGAAAUGAAUGGUGAUAAUUUUAAAGAGUGGUUUGAGUAUAUACUCCCUCAACUUGAUCCAAAUUCUAUUAUUGUUAUGGAUAACGCACCAUACCAUUCAGUCAAAGCCGAACUAUAUCCGACUGCAAGCUCAAAAAAAUCAGAAAUAUUGAAGUGGCUCAAUUUAAAAGGUGUCACUUUCGAUAGACCUAUGUUGAAGGCUCAACUGCUGAUUAGAGUUCAUGAAUUAAAACCUCACAAUAAUAAUUUAUACAUUAUCGACAAUAUGGCAAAAGACGCAGGGCACACUGUACUCCGAUUACCACCCUAUCACUGCGAAUUGAAUCCAAUUGAAUUAGCAUGGACUAUGGUAAAAGGCUACAUGAAACAGGAGAAUACUGCCACAUUUGAGAUUGACGACGUCCGCCUGCUUCUCAAUAGAGGGAUUGAACGAGUAACGCCAGAAAAUUGGAAAAAUUUCAUUAAACAAGUAAUUGAGGAAGAGAAUAAAUUGUGGGAAGUCGACAACAUCAUGGAUAAACUGAUUGAUGAAAUGAAACCAUGUACCUAUGCACAUAAUGACGGGAGAAACUUCUUAUGA